Messenger RNA from Jaminaea rosea, 2706 nucleotides. RefSeq names its product putative neutral trehalase. Gene Ontology annotation, biological process: trehalose catabolic process. The transcript is spliced from 3 exons. Bases 88 to 2706 code for a protein of 872 amino acids. Gene Ontology annotation, molecular function: calcium ion binding; alpha,alpha-trehalase activity. The record is from RefSeq and is a predicted model, not a curated record. Gene Ontology annotation, cellular component: cytoplasm. Lineage: Eukaryota; Fungi; Basidiomycota; Exobasidiomycetes; Microstromatales.
CUUGACCAUCACAGCCUCUUUCGCUGGCAGAGACUGGUCCUUCUUACCCUUCAUCGUCUAUCCACAUCUCCCUCUUCCCGCGCAAUCAUGGCAGACCCAACAUCACCUCGCCGCACACCGUCAUCCUCAUCCGCGGCGUCGGCGUCACGUCGCGGCUCGAACCCAUUCACCAAGAACCAAGAUGUGGCCGCCCUGGCCGAGUCUAUUCGCCGCCAAUCCAUCGGCCAUGCCUCGUACUCGUCAGAGACCAUCGAGGAGGGGUCUGAGGACGAGGACGCCGAGACUCCCGGCAUCGGUCCUGGUCCUCACAUCCAGAAGCGCACUCACGUCCGCGCAGGAUCGGCUACGGGCGCAGGCACGGGCGUUUCGCAGCCUACCGCCGACGCCUUUCAAGCUGCGGGACUGCCUCUGCGCCCGAAGCUUGGUCCAGCCGGCGGCAGCCAGCGUCAUGUAGAGGUCUCCAGCCUUGCCAAUCCGGACAUUGCCUACGGCGAGGAAGCUGCCCGUAUGGACGAAGAGAUCGGCGCCAUCCUGCGCUCAUCUAGCGAUCGCUCCAUCCCUACUCGCAACCGCGGAAUCAUUCGUACAUACUCCAUGGCUCAGCAGAAGCGACGCCCCCAGCUCAUGAACGAUGACCGCAUCAUUCGACAGCGACGACUCAGCCACGAUGCCAUCCAGGAAAGCCCGCGUCGCUUCAUCGUCGACGUCGAGGAGACAAUGAAGCUUGUGCUCGAGCAGGAGGACACGGACGGUAAUUUCCAGAUCAGUGUAACUGACAGCGGACCAAAGGUACUGUCGCUCGGUACCGCCACCUCGAAUGGUUACCGCGGCGUCGAGGUGCGCGGUCAUUACAUGCUGUCCAAUCUUCUGCAGGAGUUGGCCCUUGCCCGCGAGCACGGCAGAAAGAGAAUUGUAUUGGACGAGUCGCGAUUGAACGAGAAUCCUGUCGACCGACUCUCGCGCAUGAUCAGCCAGACCUUCUGGCACAAUCUUACUCGCCGCAUCGACGGCUCGGCGCUGGAACGUAUCCUCAACGACCCCAAGAAUCGUUCGAAGAGUCAGUCGCCGCGCAUCUUUGUCCCUGCCUCGGAGACGGCGCAGAUCGAGUAUUACCAAGCCUGGGCAGCCAAGAACCCGGACUUCAAUCUCACCGUCGAGAUCCUGCCCAAGGUUCUUACGGCAGACUACACUCGCGAUCUCAAUGAGCGGCCCGGUCUACUUGCUCUCCUCAUGAAGGAGGUCACGACUGAAGAUGGCGAGAAGACGCUCGAGGGCGUCCCGUUCAUCGUUCCCGGCGCUCGCUUCAAUGAGCUCUACAAUUGGGAUUCUUACUUCAUCUCCCUUGGUCUCGUGGUGGACAACAUGGUCGAGAUGGCGCAGGGCACCGUGGACCACUUCAUCUUCGAGAUCAAGCACUACGGCAAGAUUCUCAACGGCAACCGCACGUACUACCUCAUGCGCUCUCAACCGCCCUUCCUUACCGACAUGGCUCUGCAAGUCUACUCUCGCCUCAAUCCCGAAAAGGAAGACGAGAAUAAGGCAUGGUUGAAGCGCGCUAUCCAGGCCGCAAUCAAGGAAUACCAUACCGUCUGGGCGUGCCAGCCUCGUCGCGACCCCAAGACCGGCCUCAGCCGCUACCGCCCUGAGGGGCGCGGUGUGCCACCCGAGACCGAGGCUAGCCACUUUACCCACGUUCUGCGCCCGUACGCCGAGAAGCACGGCUUGAGCGUCAACGAGUUCACGCGCAAGUACAAUUACGGCGAGGUUCUCGAGCCUGAGCUCGACGAGUACUUCAUGCACGACCGCGCCGUGCGCGAGUCUGGCCACGACACCACCUACCGUCUCGAGAAGCGUUGCGCCAACAUGGCUACGGUGGACCUCAAUGCCCUCCUCUACAAGUACGAGGUCGACAUCGCUACCGCCAUUCGCGAGCUCUUCGACGAUGAGCUCAUGCUCGAAGACGAAUUUGAGCUGCUCGGCCCUCUACCGCCCUCGCUUGCUCCUCAGGGGCAGCCGGCCAAGCCCUCCUUCUCCACGAAGGCCCCACAGACCUCCCGCGAGUGGUUCGCCCGCGCAGCGUACCGUAAGCAGCAGGUGGACAAGUACUGCUGGAACGAGGGCAUGGGCCUGUACUAUGACUACGACACCGUCAAGGAAGAACAAUCUGUCUACGAGUCCGUCACCUGCUACUGGGCCAUGUGGGCUGGAAUGUCUUCCGAGUCGCAGGCAUCCAAGCUGGUCCACCAGUCGCUCAAGCGUUUCGAGGUCCAGGGAGGGCUGAUCCCAGGCACGGAAGACUCUCGCGGCAAGAUCACCUUGGACCGCCCUAAUCGUCAAUGGGACUACCCCUUCGCUUGGCCACCCCACCAGAUGCUCGCCUGGGUCGGGCUGGAGCGAUAUGGCUACCUCGAAGAGGCCCGUCGUCUCGCGUACCGCUGGCUCUACCUCAUGACCUCGGCCUUUUCCAACUUCAACGGCGUGGUACCCGAGAAGUUCGACGCGGUCAAGCUCUCCCACAUGGUGGCUGCCGAGUACGGCAAUCAGGGCAUCGACUUCAAAUACAAGAACUCCAAUGGAUUCGGGUGGACCAACGCUAGUUACCAGGUUGGACUGACAUUCCUCACAAAGCACCAGAGGAGGGCUCUUGGGGCGCUGCAGACGCCGGAUGAGCUGUUCUACGGGAAGACAGGCGGCGAGGCUGCAUAG